Molecule: messenger RNA, 2116 nt
Organism: Pistacia vera
Lineage: Eukaryota; Viridiplantae; Streptophyta; Magnoliopsida; Sapindales; Anacardiaceae
Product: ALBINO3-like protein 1, chloroplastic
Exons: 11
Coding region: 110-1717 (535 amino acids)
Biological process (GO): thylakoid membrane organization; protein localization to chloroplast; protein insertion into membrane
Cellular component (GO): chloroplast thylakoid membrane
Molecular function (GO): membrane insertase activity
Source: RefSeq, a predicted model, not a curated record
GCAUCAUGCGUUUAUCACUUACAGACUUACUUAGAUUCUGCAGCAUCUUCAACUGAACCAAACCGAACCAAACCAAAAAAUUUAGGGUUUUACAGAAACCUUAAAAAUCAUGUCCAAUUCUCUCUCAGUCAAGCCCAACCUUGUUCUUUCUCCAUUUCCGAACCGGACGGAUACUCAGAAUCCUCUUUUUAAUCGAACUCACUUUGCCCACAAACCAUUCCUCCGUGGCUCACUUUCUGUUGCCAAAUUCGGGUUCAAACCCGACCCACAAAGUGCCGAGGGUGUAAUCAAGGAGCUCUUUGGACAAGCUGAAAACAUUCUCUUUACAAUAGCUGAUGCUGCCGUGUCUUCCUCCGACACAGUAACUACAACCAAACCGAACUCUGAUUGGCUUUCUGGUAUUACUAAUGUAAUGGAAACUGUUUUGAAGGUUUUAAAAGAUGGACUGUCUACUUUACAUGUGCCAUAUUCAUAUGGUUUUGCUAUUAUCCUUCUCACUGUUAUUGUUAAGGCCGCUACUUUUCCUUUGACUAAGAAACAGGUUGAAUCUGCGAUGGCUAUGCGAUCUUUAACACCCCAAAUAAAGGCUAUUCAGCAAAGAUAUGCCGGCGAUCAGGAGAGAAUUCAACUUGAAACCGCUCGAUUAUAUAAAUUAGCUGGCAUAAACCCUCUAGCAGGGUGUUUGCCUACACUUGCCACAAUACCAGUAUGGAUUGGCCUAUAUAGAGCUCUUUCAAAUGUGGCAGAUGAGGGACUCCUUACUGAAGGCUUCUUUUGGAUACCCUCUUUGGCUGGUCCUACCACAAUUGCCGCUCGACAAAGUGGAAGUGGCAUUUCUUGGCUUUUCCCUUUUCAAGAUGGUCAUCCACCCCUUGGAUGGCAUGAUACCUUCCCGUAUCUUGUCUUGCCUGUGUUAUUGGUUGUUUCACAGUAUAUUUCAGUGCAGAUCAUGCAGGCCUCACAGAAUAAUGAUCCAAAUGUGAAGACUUCUCAAGCACUGACAAACUUCCUCCCGUUAAUGAUUGGCUAUUUUUCUCUUUCAGUUCCUUCUGGUCUAAGUCUUUAUUGGUUUACAAAUAAUAUAUUGAGUACAGUCCAGCAAGUAUGGCUUCAGAAGUUUGGGGGAGCAAAAAAUCCAAUGAGAGAAUUCAGUGAUUCAAUUAAGGAAGAACUUGAGAUUCAGGAACCUGUCUCAAGAUUAAACUCCACAAAGGAGGAGGUCAGACAAAGAGAGAAGUUGACAGUGGAGGGAGUACGUCCUGGUGAAAGAUUUAAGCAAUUGAAAGAGCAAGAGGCAAGAAAAAGACGAGAAAGAGAAGAGAAGAGGAAAGCUGAAGAGGCGGCAGUUAAGGGAAACCAGUUAACAAACGAGGAACACAAAAAUGAAAGGAGUGGACUUGAGGAGGAAAGUGGAGGUGCUGCCAGCUUAGUUGAUAAAAAGAAUGGAAACCUGCUGUCUGUAACUGGUCAAGAUACCGCCAAUGUCAAACUUGUGAACGGUGACCAGUCUAGUCAAGAGUUGAAUAAAGAUGAGAGUACAAUCUCUGUAUUCAGAACAGAAGAUGGUGUGGUUUCUGCUAAGACUGAGGUUGAUGGGAGGGAGGAGCAACAAUCAUAUGAAAACUUUGAAAAGGAAGCUGUUGAAAUAUGCAAAAGUUCAGUGACAAACGAUAACAAACGUUCUGAAGAAGACACGCACCAAGAUGGGAGGGAGUGAGGAACCCAAGAGAAUCAUUGAUGAUUUAAAGUUACCAUGAAGUACAGGCCUAGUUGUUUGCAUGUUAAGUUGGAUAUGGAAAGCGACUUGAGGGAGGUUAUUAUUUAUUUCCAGCGGAAAGCUAUCCUGAAUAUUCCCACAUUGGAUUGGUGACAUCUCUCCAAAUUGAGUGUUACCAUGCAGAUGACUUGCGGCAUCAAUACAGUUCUGGAAGUCGCAUAUACGUAAAGCAAGAGUUGAGAUGUAAGAAUAGUUUUAAUUAAUGGCCUUUUGUUAUUCUAUGUAUAAGCUGAAAAAUCAAACGCAUCAUCUUUUUAUUUUUCAUAUGGUCCCCAUUUUGGAUAGAGCAUAAAGAAUAAUAAGGAAUCAAAGGUCCAACAGAUGCCAUGGGUUACAUUA